GGACUGCCAUGUGGACAGGUGGCUGUCAACAGACUAAGCUGAGACGUUUUGGACUAUUUUAGCCGACAAUGAGUCUGUUACCCCGAACUGCCGAGGAGUUCAGCUCCGCGGAGUACUGGGAGAGGUUUUUUUUUAAGAAGCGUGGAGAGAAAGCUUUUGAAUGGUAUGGAGACUACAACAAACUCUGCGGCGUGCUGCACAAAUACAUCAAAGUCCAGGAUAAGGUGUUGGUGGUCGGUUGUGGAAACUCUGAGCUUAGUGAACAGAUGUAUGAUGUCGGCUACAAAAAUCUAACAAAUAUUGACAUCAGUGAGACGGUGGUGGCGCAUAUGAACCAGCGAAACGCUCAGCGCCGACCAGACCUGACCUUCCAGCAGGUUGAUGCUACACAAACUCCGUAUGAGGACGCAAGCUACCAGGCUGCUCUGGACAAAGGCACGCUGGAUGCCAUGGCAUCAGAAGAAGAAGGCGCACUGGCCAGGAACAUGCUCACUGAGGUGGGCCGUGUGCUGAGUGUCGGCGGCCGGUAUGUGUGUGUGACGUUGGCUCAGGAGAGUGUGAUCAAGUUAGCCGUGGAGCACUUUGUUCAGCUGGGGUGGGCUGUGAGGCUCCACUGCCUGCAGGAGGAGAGCGGGAAAGAAGAGGACUCCUUUGCUCUGCCCGUCUUUGUUCUGGUCUGCACCAAGUUUCGUCAGCCUAUGCCCAUGCCCAUUCUGGAGAUGUGUCUCGGGGAAGAUGGAGCCCCGGCUCGUCUCACACAGGUAGCAGAGUUGUUGUCGGCAGUGAGGGAGCAACAGGCUUACUCUGUCUUGAAAAAAAGGCUCCGCACAAGCACAGACGCCAGCUCGAACCUCUCCCUCACGCUCUGCCACACCAAGACCGGCCUCCCCAGAUACACUCUUACAGUUCAAGAUAGUGCUCCAGGUGCCAAGGUGCCAAGAUCAAACCAAUUUGCUAUUUUCAUUGUGCCUCAGGGCAGUGAGACAGCGUGGCUCUAUUGCUCCAGCGAGGGCCGAAGGCAGCUGGCAGCCAGCGCCAACUUUCGGCGGCUGGUUAUUGUGGCGAUGCACAGGAAUCAGGAGUACACAGACAUGCAGGCCGUUCAGGCAGAACUCUCACCGAUGGUGAUGGACUUGGCUCCCCCGGGUAUGCCGGCCAACCAGCAGGUAAACACACAUAAACAGUGCCGUUUUCUGUCAGUUGGAGGUAGCCUGGGUUGGCGAGAGGAGGUGAGCCAGGGUGUGAGUGAGCUGAGCGGGGAAUACUGUGUGGAGAAUGUCAGAGGAGAAGACGGAGAACUGUAUCGGAGACUCGUUUUCCUGGCUAAUGCUGCUUUCCUCGUUCAGUCAGAGAGUCGUCUCGUCUCUCCAAAUACUGCAUCAAGUCACAAGAAGAAAACCAAAAGGAAAGUCAAGCCAACAGCUCCUCCGACAACAUCCACCGCCUCUCUGUCAGUGGACAGCGGCUUCCUCUGCUGCGCUCACCAUGAAGUUAUGGUGGCUGGCCUCACCAUGCUCGGGGUGGGCACGCCACAGAACAAAGGUGUCGCAGUGUCAGUCCUCCUGGUGGGGCUUGGUGGAGGAGGCCUGCCUCAGUUCCUACGAGAUUUUGUGCCCAAUGUUACUGUCGAGGUUGUAGAACUGGACCCUGCUGUGUUGCAAGUGGCGAAGGAAUGGUUCGGGUUCCGACCAGAUGAUCGUUUGACUGUUACUAUUGGGGACGGACUCGAACGAAUCUGUGCCCUGGAGAAAAGGGUUAGUGGUCAUUUGUUUGACGCCAUCAUGUUCGAUGUAGACAGUAAAGACAGUACUGUGGGUAUGAGCUGUCCUCCCGCUGCCUUUGUAGAAACCUCGAUCCUCCAGAAAGUCAGCAACCUGCUAACUGCCAGAGGUGUAUUCAUGCUCAAUCUUGUAUGCCGUGACUCAGUCUUAAGGAAAAGCGUGUUGGAACGUGUAAGUGCCGUGUUUCCCAGCAUCCUCUCCAGGAAGAUUGAAGGGGAGGUCAACGAGGUCCUUUUGUGCACUCGUGGAGAAAAAGAAACAUCGGACGCUGCUGGCAUCCUCCAGACCCUGAACCAAGCAGGCAAGAGUCUGCAGAGCGCACUGUGCUCAAACAGGACUGAAACCAGCAGCAGCCCGCACAUAGACAUCGCAGGGCUGUUGAAAGACCUCAAAGUAGAGUGACGUUUGUUUGUGAUCAAAAGGGGGAUAGGAUUUAAAGGUCCAGUGUGUAGGAUUUAGGGGGCUAUAUUGGCAGAAAUAGCAUAUUAUAUAAUAAGUAUUUUCA
Molecule: messenger RNA, 2286 nt
Organism: Plectropomus leopardus (leopard coralgrouper)
Lineage: Eukaryota; Metazoa; Chordata; Actinopteri; Perciformes; Serranidae
Source: RefSeq, a predicted model, not a curated record